Messenger RNA from Salvia splendens (bonfire salvia), 1434 nucleotides. RefSeq names its product eukaryotic translation initiation factor 5B. Gene Ontology annotation, biological process: translational initiation. The transcript has 8 exons. Gene Ontology annotation, molecular function: translation initiation factor activity. Gene Ontology annotation, cellular component: cytoplasm; mitochondrion. The record is from RefSeq and is a predicted model, not a curated record. Lineage: Eukaryota; Viridiplantae; Streptophyta; Magnoliopsida; Lamiales; Lamiaceae. The coding region runs from base 1 to 1434 and encodes 477 amino acids.
AUGUCUGAACGGGUGUUCUGGUUGGUGCACCUGUCCUCCGACGGCCGGCGAUUAGCCAGUGGCCUCGACCUGACUUUGUACAGGUUUGCUGUGAUGGAGUUUUGUAAAGAAAUUGAUGAUGGUGCAUCUGUUUCAAAGGAGGAAGAUAUAUUUGCAGUUAAAAAGAAGAACACUUAUGAUGAUAAAAUUGGAAUUGCUGAUCUUGUUGAUUCUAAAGAUAAAAGGCCAAACAGUGAAGAAGAUGCAGCUUCCAAACACAAAAAUCAUCAAGAGGACGACAAGUUACCGAACCAACCCGCCAAACACGAGGAGGAGAUAACAUCGAAACCAGAAGAAACCGAAAAUGAGACAAAUACUUUGCCACAGCUUACAGCUAUGGAGGUUAAAGUGGUUCAAGGAACAAGUGAUGUGGUAUUAGUAAACGGCCUGCUUCGUGUAGGAGAUCGUAUAGUUGUCGCUGGCUUGCAAGGACCCGUUGUUACCUCAAUUAGCGCGUUGCUAACACCCCACCCCGUCAAGAAGCUCAGAUUCAAGUAUUUGCAUCACAAAAAAAUCAAGAUUUCCAAGGGUAUCAAAAUUGCUGCACCGGGACUUGAGCAUGCUAUUGUAGGCGCUAGUCUAUACGUUGUGCGGCGUAAUGAUGAUAUCGAGGUCAUCAAAAAAUCUGCUAUGGCAUAUGUAAAUUCAGUGAUGAGUAGGAUUAAAAAAAAUGGUGAGGGAGUUUAUGUUCAGGCAUCUACACUCGCGUCUGUAGAAGCGUUGCUAGACUUUUCCAAGGCUCGGGAAGUUAACAUACCCGUGGGAGGUAUGAGUAUUGGUCCGGUACACAAGAAGGAUGUGAUGAGAGCGAGUGCCACGCUCGAGAAGAAAAGGGAAUGUGCAGCUAUACUUGCUUUAGGUGUUGAAGUAACACCAGAGGCUUCCCAACUUGCUCACCAGCUUGGUGUCAAAAUUUUCACUUGUGACGACAUACGCGGCCUUCUCCUUCAGUUCAAGUCUCACUUGGAUUACAUGGAUAAGAUAUUAGUACCAGUUUUUCCCUGUGUCCUCAAGAUCAUGCCCACUGUAAUCAUGAGGACGAAAUAUCCCAUCGUCUUGGAUGUUUAUGUCGUCGAAGGCAUUGCAAAGAUCGGAAAGCCUAUAUGUGUCCCGGGAAGAGAAUUUGUGGAAAUUGGUAGGAUAGUAUAUAUUCAAGAUGAUGAGCAUAGGGUUGUUGAUUAUGCCAUGAAAGGCCAAAGGGUGACCAUUAAUAUUCUUGGGAGCAAUCCGGAGGAGCUGCAGAAGAUGUUUGGGAGAGAUUUUGAGAUGAAAGAUGAGCUUGUAAGCAAGAUCACACCAGACUCAGUUUAUGCACUAAGAAAACAGUACAUGGGUGAUCUGUCUACUGAAGAUAAUACAUUACUCUUCAAAAUGAAGCAACUAUUCAAGAUAUAG